Messenger RNA from Oryza brachyantha (malo sina), 1449 nucleotides. RefSeq lists its product as uncharacterized. Bases 310 to 1077 code for a protein of 255 amino acids. The record is from RefSeq and is a predicted model, not a curated record. The transcript has 9 exons. Lineage: Eukaryota; Viridiplantae; Streptophyta; Magnoliopsida; Poales; Poaceae.
CGCCGGAGCCGCGAGCGGCGGCGGCGGCGGCCGCCGGCCACCUCGGAUCCUCACCUAUCCUUCCCGGUGUCUUCCUCCUCCAGUGCGACCGACCUAGUCGCAUUACCAGCUCUCCGGCCUACGUGGCCUCGCCUCCGCCUCCGCUUCCGCCGCCCCGACGUGUCCGCUUCCCGUCCGCUCUUCCACGCGUAGAAUUCCUCCCGCUACUAGUAUUUUUGCACUGCUCCGCCCCGAAUUCCCGGUUUCCCUUUGCUUCUCCCAGUGAGUUGGUAGUUCGAUACCGGCGACGGCGACCGCAGCGGCGCAUCCAUGGCGGCGGCAGGAUCCAUAGGCGUGUACAAGGUGGUGUUCGCGGCGCUGGGCGUGCUCAUGGUGGGCACCCUGGUGUACACCACCGUCACCGAUGGCUCGCCGUUUCGCCCCGAACUGCUCACCCCGUGGAUGGUGGCAACACUGAUUGAUUUUUAUGUGAAUGUGAUUGCAAUUUUGACUUGGGUUGUCUACAAGGAAGUAAACUGGAUUAAUUCUAUCUUCUGGGUAGUUCUGUUGUUCUGUUUUGGCGGUUCUGCUACAUGUGCUUAUCUUGUUGUGAAGCUUUCUGAAAUAAAACCUUCAGGACCUUUUCAGGAUCCACUUGAUCUUUUAUUCCUCAGGCAAGGAAAUCUCUCCCAAAGAAAGUCCUCUUUUGUCAUAACUGGGAGGAUUAUUUUCAGCAUUUUGGGGGCUAUGAUGGCUGCAAUUGUCAUAUAUACUGUCAUCACUGAUGGGCUACCUUUUAGGAAGGAAUUGUUGACGCCGUGGAUGGCGGCAACCUUACUUGACUUCUAUAUAAAUGUCUUCGCAAUAUCGGUAUGGGUUGCUCACAAGGAGUCAAACUGGAUAUCAACUGCCAUUUGGAUAUGCUUGCUAAUAUGCUUCGGAAGCAUCACGACGUGUGGCUACAUUGUCGUCCAACUUUUCCAAGUAUCAUACCAAGAUCCUAUCUAUCAUGUGUUAUUGAACCUUCAUAACAAGAGCCUAAACACAGAGCAGGGAAGACCUCCAAGCAUUAUACCCUCUAUCUCUGUCAAAGCAUGAAGAAUAUGUAUGCAAUCUUUUGGCAAUUCUUUUGCACACAGAACUCCAAUAUGAAGAGAAGGCUCAUCAUUCUCAUUUGGUUAUCUCUGUUGGAGCUGGAAAAAGAAUCCUUGCUACGGUCAAAACUCGAAUACAUAACAGCUUUGAAAUCGAGACCCUUGAAGCCAAUGCUUGGUCACACUGUCAAGAUUCUUACAAGGUUUCAGUGUCUAAUACUCGUAAAUGUAGCCAUGUAGGAAAGCUUUUAGAAGGCUCUUGUUGCUGUUUAGGUUGAAUAGCUCAUAUGGCAUCUUGGCAAGGUUACCGGAAGCAAGACAAUAUACGGAGUACGUCCCAGUAUGGGCCUUUAAAUUUGAGCCCAAACUGAGAAAU